Lathyrus sativus (Indian pea) is the source of this 3234-nucleotide messenger RNA. The record is from the annotation of a GenBank genome assembly. NCBI's taxonomy places the organism in Eukaryota, Viridiplantae, Streptophyta, Magnoliopsida, Fabales, Fabaceae.
AUGGCCGCUGAGAAGCUCAGAGAUUUGAGCCAACCUAUUGAUGUGCCCUUACUCGAUGCUACCGUCGCCGCCUUCUACGGCACCGGAUCUAAGCUAGAGAGAAGUGCUGCUGAUUCAAUUUUGCGGGAUUUGCAAGAGAAUCCUGAUAUGUGGCUUCAAGUUAUGCAUAUCUUGCAGAAUACUCAAAAUCUCAAUACCAAGUUCUUUGCAUUGCAGGUUCUUGAAGGUGUCAUUAAAUAUAGAUGGAAUGCAUUACCUGCUGAGCAGCGAGACGGGAUGAAGAAUUUCAUCUCGGAUAUCAUUGUACAGCUUUCCAGCAAUGAGGCCUCAUUUCGGACGGAAAGGUUGUAUGUCAACAAACUCAAUAUUAUAUUAGUUCAGAUUUUGAAGCAUGAGUGGCCAGCAAGAUGGCGAAGCUUUAUUCCUGAUCUUGUCUCAGCAGCUAAAGCUAGUGAAACAAUCUGUGAGAAUUGCAUGGCUAUAUUGAAACUUUUGAGUGAAGAGGUUUUUGAUUUUUCGAGAGGAGAAAUGACACAGCAGAAGAUUAAAGAGCUUAAACAGUCAUUAAACAGUGAAUUUCAACUCAUACACGAGUUGUGCUUAUACGUUCUAUCAGCAUCUCAAAGGGCUGAGCUCAUACGUGCUACACUGUCAACAUUGCAUGCCUUCUUAUCAUGGAUUCCCUUGGGUUAUAUAUUUGAAUCCCCGUUGCUUGAGACACUCCUAAAGUUUUUCCCGGUUCCAGCAUAUCGGAACCUAACGUUGCAAUGUUUAUCUGAGGUGGCAUCCCUUCAAUUUGGGGAUUAUUAUGAUGUGCAGUAUGUCAAGAUGUAUGGUAUAUUCAUAGGUCAAUUGCAGAACAUACUCCCGCCUACAACAAAUAUACCCGAGGCAUAUGCACAUGGCUCUACUGAAGAACAAGAUUUUAUACAGAACCUGGCACUGUUCUUCACUUCAUUUUAUAAGGUUCAUAUCCGCAUCCUAGAAUCCACUCAAGAGAAUAUAUCAGCUUUGCUGUUGGGCCUUGAAUAUCUUAUCAGCAUUUCAUAUGUUGAUGAUACUGAGGUUUUUAAGGUGUGUUUGGACUACUGGAAUUCCUUAGUGUCUGAGCUGUUUGAGCCGCACCGAAGUUUGGAUAAUCCUGCAGCUUCUGCAAACUUAAUGGGACUUCAGGUAGCAGGAAUGCUUCCUGGUAUGGUUGAUGGGCAUGGUUCUCCGCUUCUUCAACGCCGACAGCUUUAUUCUGGUUCUAUGUCAAAGUUGAGGAUGCUAAUGAUCUGCCGAAUGGCUAAACCUGAAGAGGUUCUCAUAGUUGAAGAUGAAAAUGGGAAUAUUGUCCGUGAGACCAUGAAGGACAAUGAUGUUCUUGUUCAAUAUAAGAUUAUGAGGGAGACUCUUAUUUACUUGUCACAUCUUGACCAUGAAGAUACUGAAAAACAGAUGCUGAGGAAAUUAAGUAAACAACUCAGUGGUGAGGAUUGGACAUGGAACAAUUUGAACACACUCUGCUGGGCAAUUGGAUCUAUAUCUGGUUCCAUGAUUGAAGAACAGGAAAACCGAUUUUUGGUUAUGGUAAUUCGUGAUUUAUUAAAUCUAUGUGAAAUCACGAAGGGAAAAGAUAAUAAAGCAGUUAUUGCAAGUAAUAUCAUGUACGUUGUUGGCCAGUAUCCACGAUUUUUAAGAGCUCAUUGGAAGUUUCUUAAAACUGUUGUUAACAAGUUGUUCGAAUUUAUGCAUGAGACACAUCCUGGAGUUCAGGAUAUGGCCUGUGACACUUUUUUGAAAAUAGUUCAGAAGUGCAAGCGGAAGUUUGUGAUCACCCAGGUUGGCGAAAAUGAGCCAUUUGUAUCGGAACUUCUAUCGGGCCUUCCAAUCACUAUUGCAGAUCUUGAACCCCAUCAGAUACAUUCCUUCUAUGAAUCUGUUGCUCAUAUGGUUCAAGCAGAGUCUGAUUCUCAAAAGAGAGAUGAAUAUAUUCAGCGGUUGAUGGGGCUCCCUAAUCAGAAAUGGAUGGAAAUUAUUGGUCAGGCACAUCAAAAUGUUGAAUUUUUGAAGGAUCAGGAUGUAAUACGGACUGUACUUAAUAUACUGCAGACGAAUACAAGUGUUGCAUCUUCUUUAGGGACAUUUUUCCUUCCCCAAAUCACAUUGAUCUUUUUGGACAUGUUAAAUGUGUACAGAAUGUACAGUGAGCUUAUUUCAAAAAGUAUUUCAGAAGGGGGACCUUAUGCAUCUAAAACAUCCUAUGUGAAGCUUCUACGUUCGGUUAAGAGAGAGACACUUAAAUUAAUUGAGACAUUCUUGGAUAAGGCUGAAGAUCAACCCCAGAUUGGAAAGCAAUUUGUGCCACCAAUGAUGGAUCCUGUUCUGGGAGAUUAUGCUAGGAAUGUUCCCGAUGCAAGGGAAUCAGAGGUUUUGUCCCUUUUUGCCACAAUAGUAAACAAAUAUAAGGCUACCAUGAUUGAAGAUGUACCUCGGAUAUUUGAAGCUGUCUUUCAGUGCACACUAGAGAUGAUUACAAAAAAUUUCGAGGAUUACCCAGAGCACCGGCUUAAGUUCUUCUCUCUGCUCCGUGCCAUAGCUACUCACUGUUUUCCUGCACUAAUCUGCUUGUCAAGUCAGCAAUUGAAGCUUGUUAUGGAUUCAAUCAUGUGGGCAUUUCGGCAUACAGAAAGGAAUAUUGCUGAAACUGGUCUGAACCUGUUGCUGGAGAUGCUGAAGAAGUUUCAGGGCUCAGAGUUCUGUAAUCAGUUCUACCGGACAUAUUUCUUGACAACUGAAAAUGAGAUAUUUGCUGUCUUAACUGAUACUUUUCAUAAGCCUGGGUUCAAAUUACAUGUCUUGGUGCUUCAGCAUUUGUUUUGUCUGGUGGAAACUGGUCUGCUAACCGAGCCCCUCUGGGAUGUUACUACAACUUCAUAUUCAUACUCAAAUAAUGCAGCUUUUGUACGCGAGUACACUAUAAAGCUUCUAACUGCUUCUUUCCCUAAUAUGACAACAGCUGAGGUUACCCAAUUUGUUAAUGGGCUCUUCAAGUCUACAACUGAUCUCUCUACAUUUAAAACUCAUAUACGAGAUUUUCUUAUACAGUCAAAAGAAUUUUCAGCUCAGGAUAACAAAGAUCUCUACGCAGAGGAGGCUGCAGCACAGAGAGAGAGGGAACGACAAAGAAUGCUUUCUAUUCCGGGGCUGAUAGCGCCAAGCGAGUUGCAAGAUGAAAUGGUGGACUCAUAG